This is a messenger RNA of Fragaria vesca subsp. vesca, 1953 nucleotides long. RefSeq lists its product as uncharacterized. The transcript has 2 exons. Lineage: Eukaryota; Viridiplantae; Streptophyta; Magnoliopsida; Rosales; Rosaceae. The coding region runs from base 413 to 1309 and encodes 298 amino acids. The record is from RefSeq and is a predicted model, not a curated record.
AUCCCUACUUGUCUUCUUACUUUUUCGCUGCUGCUCUGUCCAAACUUCCCCCCAGCGCGUUUCUUUAUUGCGAAAUGCCGUUGCGCCUCGGUACCACCACGAUUUCACCCAGAAGGUUCACUCUUUGAAAACAAGGGAGAGCUUCAGCCGGAUCACAAGAGUCCAGACUUGGGAUUCUUCUUUACCCAGGUAGUCAAGCACGCCCACAAGGGUCAAAUUACCGCAACCGUAUGGAUUUUCUAGGAAGCUGGAUCGAUAAGACUCUGUUCUUGUGCUUUGAGGAGGCAAGGCCAAACGGUUUACGGCGUCUUUCAGUGAGAGGAUGUGACAUGGGGGAGCUUGUUUUUAGGUUUAGUGACAAACUUCGAGAGAGCGAUGUUCCUCAGCGGUACCGAGGACACCUGCCAACGCUAUGUUGACCGCACCUUGCGCCAAGUUGGAGGAGUUUGCUGCCCGUGACAACUCGCCUGCAUCUCCCGGUUGCUUCGCAUUCGGGUCGAAGAUUGUCUUUGUAGGGAGUGACGACACCCUUGUCUUUGAGAUGGACUUGGACGUGGACACAAACCGGGCGUUGUUGUCCAGACGCAUUGUGUUGCCUUUCGGGCAUCAACGCAACCCUCUACCCAUCCUGAUCAGGCAGAGGGGAGUCAACACAUUGCUUGCUAUAGCGACCAGCCCGCAAGCUCAGUUUUUCUUCCAGCAGUUGGAGCUACCCAGUCCUCAAGACCAGUGGGAGUGGGAGGACUUGGGAGGGCCUAAUUUUGCUACUCAAGGUCAAUUCUCCUGCGCAUUCGCAGACACAAAGAUCUUGGUGUCCAGGCGGGAUGGCGGGAUUUACAUGCACGAUAUGCGUGCGUUCGAUAACAGGUGGAUGCCACUGAAUUUGGGGCCGCAGAUUACACACUUGCCUUGGGACAGGAGGGCUCUCGUAUAUGGCCAUCGUGGAGACUUCCUAGUUAUGGGAUAUUCUUUAGAUAACCCAUGGUUGUUGAGCAUCUAUAUCCUAACACAUGACUUUGGGGAACUGUAUCUUAUCCGUGAAGAACCCCUGAAGCCACUGAAGAGAUAUCCCAAUCCAGACAACUGGACAUUUGCUGUCAUCGAGGACAAGAAGUUCUGCUUUAUAAUCAGCAUCUCGUUUCAGCUUGUCACCCAUGUUAUUGUCUAUACAUUCGAGAUUUUAUCGGUAAUGGAAGAUGAUGUUCAUAUGGUUUGCAGUGGUAUGAGGCAAUUUGAAGUGUUCCCGCAGCUUACACAGCCGCUUAUCAAUGGACGUCCGUGCCUGCUAGGAGCUUUUAUUUACUGGUAAGUGUUUGUGUUAUACAAUUUUCUUCUAUUAUUAAUUGUUCAUGAUAUAUUUCACACCAUUUACAGUUGGUGAUCUAUUUGAAAUCAUCUUACCAACCCUAACUAGAUGAGUUGAUUCGAAGUUUCUGUUGUUUUUAAUGUUGAUAGAUUCAUCAGGAGGAUCGAGGCGUCUCUCUUCACCAAAGGGCGCAGCAGAAGUGUUAAUGAAAUGGGAUUUCCAUGUUCUUCUUUAGCAGCUGGGCAAUUCUGUUUUUCGUUUCUUGAUUCCUUUUGAGUUGAUUUCUUAGCACAAUCAUCCCUUAGUUAAUGGAUUGUACUUACUUUCUUAGAACUUUGGUUUCAUUGUAGUUGUUGUCUGCUAUGGUUAUUGACUUAUGGCCUGGCUCUUUGGGUUUGUCCCAUUCCCUAGUAAGUUUGGUACUGGAUCGUUAAAACUGAACAAUGUGAUAAUCUAGACUCCAAAUGUCAUUUCACCCUCAUUCUUCCAUUUUAUUUUUGAGAUGAUGUUACAUAGUUCAUAAUUUUAUAUGUAUGUUUGUCUCCGAAAUGAAAGUCCAAGCAGAAUAAGAAAUACAUGUGAGUGAGUUCUUUGGAUAGAUUAGGCCAAGCACUUUUGGCUCACUGAGUGCAUGUUUAUUUUAUGGG